Molecule: messenger RNA, 315 nt
Organism: Cylindrotheca closterium
Lineage: Eukaryota; Bacillariophyta; Bacillariophyceae; Bacillariales; Bacillariaceae
Source: the annotation of a GenBank genome assembly
AUGGGACAAGCGAUCACUACAGGACCGGGACCAGGACUUCCAGCACCAUUUAGAGCCGCUGCCACAUACUUCCGAUUUGAGUUCCAAUUGGUCCCACGGCUGUGUUCCCUACAAACUGACAUUGGAAUUGGCCCAGCAAAGUUCCCACCAUCUUCCAACAGAGCUGUAUACGUUCCAGUGCCAAGAGUCCAGAACCGGAUGGGCGUAUCCAUCACUUGCCAAAUGGUAAUGGACCAAGCACAUCACAAGGAAAUCAUCGAAGCAAUGGCAGCACUAGGAGAAGAGUUCUUGAUGAGAGCUGCAACCAGAGCCUGA